Molecule: messenger RNA, 11574 nt
Organism: Lytechinus pictus (painted urchin)
Lineage: Eukaryota; Metazoa; Echinodermata; Echinoidea; Temnopleuroida; Toxopneustidae
Product: spectrin alpha chain, non-erythrocytic 1-like
Exons: 44
Coding region: 1904-9217 (2437 amino acids)
Biological process (GO): actin cytoskeleton organization
Cellular component (GO): cell projection; cortical actin cytoskeleton; plasma membrane
Molecular function (GO): calcium ion binding; actin filament binding
Source: RefSeq, a predicted model, not a curated record
UCGCGGGGAUUUUUUCAAGGUUGCAGGUAUUUUGGCAAUGUGAAAGCAAUUUACUGGAACUUUUAGCCCAUGUGCGUAGUUGGGUGCGGGCGCGUGGGUGGCUGCUGAGCUAGUUAUUUUGAAUCUCGCGCCUCGCUUGCUUAUCAGACCAUACUGCGCAUGCUCGUAACUUCAGGAACUUAUCACGAAGGGUAUGUUUCACGGCGGUGUGAAUGCAGGAAAAUUAAUGGCUAUUUUUUAGCCUAAAAAAGUUCUCGUAAUUUAACGGGGAUUCUUAUGAUAGAGGCGGUUAGAAACCACCUACUAAGGUCUGUUUGUCAAUGUUGAUCUUAUGACACAAGAGUGUUGUCAAGUGUUUGUAGUGUUAAGUUAAUGAUUAACUACAGUAUGGAGCUUAGAAAUGCACUUCUCUGGAUAGUUUCCAGACUUAAAGCAUUCAUAGACUUCCAUGUAAAUACUGAUUGAGAUAAAAAGGAUUUGUUAGGAUGUUUUUUGUUUUGUUUGUUGUUGGUCUUUUUCAUGGGGUUAUUUUCAGUUAUUCUCAGUCAUAUUUAGAUAUACCACCUGCCACUUUGUUGGUUUUAUGACUAUUUAAGAAGAAAAUAUUGUAAAACAGUUAUGUUUUCCAGAAAUCAAGACAAUCUACAAUUUUUUAACAGAAAUACAUGUACUAAUAACAAUCAUUUGGCUGUUCAAAUAUCGGUUAUUCUGAGGAGGGUCCUUCAUGAAAGCCUCUACACUUAUAUAGUAAAUGAUAGAAUUAAAAAGGAAAUAAAUAUACAUCUUCUUGUACAUGUACAUGUAUUUUGACCAACAAUUUAUUUCUUCCCAGUCUUUUGUGUUCAAAUAAACUGUAGUUUACAAGUGCAUGGAGAAACCAUUAGUGGAUAGUUCAUCCAUGCUCUAAUGUAGCCUGUUGGAUAUGGUAAUAUGAGUAAAUGUCUGUGUGGCAGGCAAGAGCAUGUGACAUUUUGCAUAUAACGGUGCAGUGAUGAGUCACACCCAACGAAUAUCAGGAGCGAGAUGGAAACCAUGUUCAAAGGCCAUUCAGCUAGCGAGAGCUAGCCCCGGGCAGGCGAGAUAGCAAAUUUAUUAAGGUCAAGGUGUAUUUGCUUCCAACGGUCUGACUGAGAUAGCGCUGUGUGUAGGAUACAUGUAUGUGUGGGAUUAGGAGAGGCUUAUACACUGUACAUGUACAUAGUCGGGCAUGCCGACUUUGAAAAGAAUUUUUAAUUGCAAUUGACAUGUUCAUGUACAUGUAUGACUAAUAUUUUAAUAUUCAUGUAAACAUUUAUAUGCUUCAUGUGUACCUCAUGUUUUGUGGUGUUUUUUAAAGACUUGUAGAGCUCGGAUUUACUCUCAAUAUUCUCUUUAUUGACUUUGUUUGUGCAGAUUGCUUAGUUGUAUUUGUGGUUUAAUAAUGUUAUGGCCUAUGGGGACUGUCUAAAAUGCUAAUCAAUAGGUCUCAAAUAUUAUUGCUGUCAUAUUACAGGAUCCAAGAAUUCUAACAGGAACAACUACAAAUUUCAGACAUGGAUUAAAGAUACAUGUACCAAAAAACCCAGUGUGCCACUUGGUUAAGGGAGCGUUUCAUGAAAGGACUUACCUAUCCGAAAGUUAUCAAAGCAACAGUUAGAUAUAUGUGUUCUCAGUGUAUCAAUUCAAGAAUAUUGUUUAAUAAACCUAAAAACUUUUCAGACGAAGAAUGCUGAUGAAAUACUCUCUCCAGGAGUGUCCAUUCUGCAACCACCCUGACCUUGUUCACACGACAUCGAUAUCAGUUAAAAAAAGAUAGAGUACAUGUACAUUUGUAGAUCCUUAUGCUGUAUCGUCAAUGUUCAUUGUUCAUAAUGUAGUUAUUUUCCAUUUAUGAUUGCAGGAAAGGCUAGAUUAAGAGAUCACCAUGACGGAGCGGGGGGAGAUCAAAAUCCUGGAAACGGCUGAGGACAUCCAGGAUCGUCGAGAACAGGUCUUGAACCGAUACGAGAUCUUCAAAGAGCUUGCCAAGGAGAGGAGACAAAAGCUUGAAGAGGCAAGACAGUUCCAGUUCUUCAAACGAGAUGCUGAUGAACUUGAAACAUGGAUUCUGGAGAAACUUCAGACAGCCUCGGACGAGAGCUACAAGGAUCCAGUCAAUCUUCAGGAUUAUACCCAAAUACGAAAUCUAAAGGCUAAGCUCCAGAAACACCAGGCCUUCGAAGCCGAGGUCAUCGCCCACAGCUAUGUCAUCGAGCAGCUGGACGAGCAGGGGAAGGUGAUGGUCGAUGCCAAACACUUUGCAUCUGACGUGAUCGAAGCAAGGCUUAUUGAGCUUCACAGACUAUGGGAGCUACUGUUAUCCAAACUGAGAGAGAAAGGUAUCAAGCUUCUUCAAGCUCAGAAGCUUGUUCACUAUCUCAGGGAAGUCGAGGAAGUCAUGUAUUGGAUCCAGGAUAAGGAACCAUUUGCUGCAUCAGUCGAGACUGGAGUUGAUCUGGAACAUGUAGAAGUCCUCCAGAAGAAAUUUGAUGAAUUCCAGAAGGAUUUGCAUGCACAUGAAGAUCGUGUCGCCGAGGUGAAUUCCGAGGCCAAUACAUUGAUUGAAGAAGGUCACCCAGAGACAGACACCAUCAGAAAUAAACAACAGGAUCUGAAUGAUGCCUGGGAACGUCUCAAGCAGUUGGCCAUCAUCCGCCAAGAGAAACUCUUUGGUGCCAUGGAGAUACAGAGAUUCAACAGAGAUGCUGAUGAAACUAUUGGAUGGAUCAACGAGAAAGAUUCUAUCCUCUCCAUUGAUGACUACGGUCGUGAUCUUGCUAGCGUCCAGGCACUGCAGAGGAAACAUGAGGGUACAGAACGUGAUCUUCAUGCGCUGGAAGACAAGGUGACAGCAUUGUGCCAGGAAGCAGAUCGUCUAGAACAGAUCCACACAGACCACGCACCUGAGAUCCAAUCUAAGAAAGAUGAGAUCGCCAAUAACUGGGAGAACCUACGUACAAAGGCCGAUGAGCGUAAGGUCCGUCUGGUAGAGUCAGCCAACAUGCAUCGAUUCCUUGCUGACUACCGUGAUACCAUUGCUUGGAUCAAUGAUAUGAAGAACAUCAUCAAUGCUGACGAGCUUGCCAAGGACGUCCCUGGUGCAGAAGCCCUCAUGGAACGCCAUCAAGAACACAAGGGUGAGAUUGAUGCCCACCAGGACAGCUUCAAGCAAUGUGCUGAGGAAGGUCAAGGACUCCUUGAUGAGAACCACCCACAAUCAGAAGAAGUCAAAGAGAAGCUGGUGAUGCUUGCUGAUGAGAAGAAAGCGCUUGAAGAACUGUGGGAGGAGAGACGGGUCACAUAUGAACAAUGCAUGGAUCUACAGCUCUUCUAUAGAGACACUAAACAAGCUAAUAGCUGGAUGACCAAACAAGAGACAUUCCUGGCCAAUGAGGAUCUUGGAGAUUCCAUUGAUGAGGUGGAGGUACUGAUGAAGAAACAUGAUAACUUUGAGAAAUCUCUCAAUGCUCAGGAGGAAAAGAUCAAGGCCUUGGAUGACUUUGCUACCAAACUGAUUGAGAGUGAACACUACGCAUCACCUGAUGUUGACCAGUGCAGGAAUGAGUUUCUUAACCGUCGUGCUAACCUCGUUCACAAGGCUGACCAACGCCGCAAGCUUCUUGAAGAUUCCUACCGAUACCAGCAGUUUGAUCGUGAUGCAGAUGAGGUAGAAGCUUGGAUCAAGGAGAAACUCAAGGGAACAUCUGAUGAAUCUUACAAGGAUCCUACCAACCUUCAAAGGAAGCAGUUGAAGCACUCUGUCUUUGAGUCUGAGCUUCAAGCCAAUCAACAACGUAUUGGCAAGGUUAGGGACGAAGGCAAUGGAAUGAUCUCUGAAGGACACUAUAAUUCUGAUGAGAUCAGGGAUCGUCUUGAAAACCUUAAUGGUCUCUGGAUGGAGCUCCUCAAUACAUCAGAGCAGAAGAGUCAGAAACUCACCCAAGCUACUGAGGCUGCCGUCGUGACACGUAACAUUGAAGAGAUUGCAACAUCCUUGACAGACUUUGAUGCAAUGCUUGGGUCGGAUGAUAUCGGAAAGGAUCUUGUAUCAGUCCAGAAGCUUCGUGCCAAGCUAGAUGUGUUAGAAUCAGACAUUGGAGCCAAAGAGACGGCUAUCCAAGCUACCCGUAUGCAAACCACUGAGAUGGCUAUGGCUUCACAUUUCAAAGCUGAUGAGAUCUCAGAGAAGGAGAAGCUUGUUGCUACAAAGGUGGAAGCACUCAAGGCACCACUCCAGGCGCGUAAGCAGAAACUGGAAGCCGCUCAUCGUCUCCACGAGCUCCUGCGCGACGUCGACGAUGAGGAGGCAUGGAUCCGAGAGAAGGAACCUCUGGCAUCGUCAACCAACCGUGGUCGUGAUCUGAUCGGAGUACAGAACCUGAUCAAGAAGCACCAAGCCUUGAAUACAGAGGUCCAAGGCCAUGAGCCUAGGAUCAAGAUGGUCACUAAGACAGGAGAACAGAUGCUGGAUGAAGGUCACUUUGCUAAUGAUGAGAUCUCUGCCAAGGUCAAGGGACUGGAAGAGAAAUGGAAGAAUCUCAAGGACAAGAUCGCCCAGCGCAAGGAUGAUCUGGAGGAUUCAUUGGAAGCCCAGCAGUACUUUGCUGACGCAAAUGAGGCUGAGUCUUGGAUGCAAGAAAAGGAGCCCAUUGUCGCCAGCGAGGACUAUGGUAAAGAUGAAGAUAGUGCAGAGUCUCAACUCAAGAAACACAAGACUUUAAUGGCCGACCUUGUCGCAUACAGAUUAACCAUUGAAAUGCUCAAGAAACAAGCUGAAGGUUGCCGGUAUGAUCCCCAUCUCCCUAAGCGUGAUGGAAACCAACAAGACAUUCCUAUUUCUGAGGAUGUUGGCAAGGAAUAUGUGGUGGCGCUGUAUGAUUACAUGGAGAAGAGCCCUCGUGAGGUCUCGAUGAAGAAGGGUGAUGUUUUGGUUCUCCUCAACAGCACAAACAAGGAUUGGUGGAAGGUAGAAGUCAACGAUCGUCAAGGAUUUGUCCCAGCUGCUUACGUCAAGAAGAUGGACGCCGCCCAGUCUGCAUCUCAAGCCAAUCUUGUUGAAGAUGCUAACAUCAUGAGAAGACAAGAAAAUAUUGAACAAGAAUACCAAGCUCUUCUUGACAAGGCUGGUGUUCGCAAGGAAGCCUUGGAGGAGUCUGUGAAACGUCAUUCCUUGGUCCGUGAAGCCAAUGAUCUCAUCCAAUGGGUCAAUGAUAAGGCUGCUGUUGUUGAGAGUGCUGAGGUUGGUGAUGACUUGGAACAGGUUGAAGUCCUCCAGAAGAAGUUUGAUGAUUUCCAAAAGGAUCUGAAAGCCAAUGAAUCUCGUCUCCUUGAGAUCAACACCAUCCUUGAAACCUUGGACCUUGAGAAGGUACCAGAGGCUGAUAUUGUCGUCCAGAAAGUCAAUGACUUGAAUACAGAAUGGCAAGGACUCCAGAAGUUGACUGACGAUCGUAGUGCAAGUCUUGGCACUGCCCAUGAAGUACAGAGAUUCUUCAGGGAUGCUGAUGAGACAAAGGAUUGGAUUGAUGAUAAGAACAAAGCUCUAAACACAGAGAACUUUGGUCAUGACCUGCACAGCGUUCAAGCUCUUCAACGUAAACAUCAAGGUCUGGAGAGAGAUCUCAAUGCCCUCGGCAAACAGGUUCAAACUCUGGAUGAGACUGCUGACCGACUGGUACAGACCCAUCCUGAUCAAGAGGAACCAAUUGUUGCUAAGAGAGCAGAGAUUGAUGAAGCAUGGAAUACCCUCCAAGAUAGGGCCAAUGCUCGCAAGGACAAACUGAUGGAUUCAUAUGACCUGCAACGUUUCUUGAGUGACUUCCGUGAUCUCAUGUCAUGGACCAACGGUAUGAAAACCUUGGUUGCCAGUGAUGAGCUCGCUAAGGAUGUAACUGGAGCCGAAGCAUUGUUAGAGCGCCAUCAGGAACUACACACUGAGAUGGAAGCCAAGGCAGGAACCUUCCAAGCCUUUGAAGCCUUUGGUCAAGAGUUGAUCAAGAAUGACCACUAUGCUGCCCCUGAGGUCCAAGAAAAACUGGACAUCCUAGCAAAGGAGAGAGAAGACCUGGAAGUAUCAUGGAAUGAUCGCAGACACAAGUUGGACCAAUGCUUGGAACUCCAGCUGUUCCUUCGUGAUUGUGAGCAAGCAGAAGCCUGGAUGGGUGCAAGGGAAGCUUUCCUAGCCAGCGAAGGAUUGACUGAUUCAUUGGACAGUGUGGAAUCACUCAUCAAGAAACAUGAAGACUUUGACAAGGCUCUAUCUCUCCAGGAACAGAAGAUCAAUGCCAUUGAGUCCUUUGCUCAACAGCUUAUCAACAAUGAUCAUUACGAUGGACCUGCUAUUGGAACCAAGAGGGACCAGGUUCUUGAACGUUGGCAUUCCCUGAAGGCUGCGUUGAUUGAGAAGCGUUCUAAGCUUGGUGAAUCUCACACCCUUCAACAGUUUAGCCGAGAUGCUGAUGAAGUCGAGGCUUGGAUCUCAGAGAAGAUCCAGGUAGCUACCGAUGAAUCUUACCUUGAUCCAAGCAACAUCCAGAGCAAACAUCAGAAGCACCAAGCCUUCGAGGCUGAGGUCGCUGCUAACGCUGAGAGGAUCCAAGCCAUCAUGGCAGUAGGACAGAGAUUGAUUGAUGCAAACCAGUGCGGAGGAACAGAAGAGGCUGUACAGGCUCGCAUCGUAGGCAUCGGUGAUCAGUGGGAGUACCUCGUCCAACGAUCAUCCGAGAAAUCUCUAAAACUGAAGGAAGCCAACAAGCAACAGACCUUCCACAUCAGUGUCAAAGACAUCAACUUCUGGCUUGGUGAGAUGGAGAAUGCCUUGGCCUCUGAGGAUGUCGGACGUGACUUGGCCUCCGUCACCAACCUGAUUAAGAAGCACCAGCUUCUGGAGGAUGAUAUCGCUGCUCAUGAGGACAGGAUCCAGGUCCUGAACAACCAGGCGGAUUCCUUCAUCGAGGCUGGACACUUUGAUCCUGAAGCAAUGCGAAAGACCAAGGAGGAUAUCAACCAGAGGUACGAGCGCAUCAAGGACCUUGCUGUCGAUCGUCGCGGAAAGCUGAACGAGUCUCACCGCGUCUAUCAGUUCUUCCGUGAUAUUGAUGACGAAGAGUCGUGGAUCAAGGAGAAAAAGCUUCUGACUAGCUCCGAUGACUACGGCCGUGAACUGACAGGCGUGCAGAAUCUACGCAAGAAGCACAAGCGAUUGGAGACAGAGAUCGUCAGCCACGAGCCCACCAUCCAGGCUGUCCAGGAUGCAGGUCAGUCUUUGAUGCAGGAUGUAGCCCUUAACCAGGAAGGAGUCCAGCAACGUCUGGAUCAACUUGCCAGCAACUGGGAAGAGCUGAAGCAGCUGGCUGACAACCGUGGUGGCAAGCUUGAUGAUUCCUUGGCAUACCAAGAGUUCCUUGCUGGUAUUGAAGAAGAAGAAGCCUGGUUCAAUGAGAGGAUGAAUCUCCUGUGCAGUGAGGACUACGGUGACACCCUUGCUGCUGUACAAGGUCUUCUCAAGAAGCACAAGGCCUUUGAGACCGACUUCACUGUCCAUCGUGAUAGAGUCAGUGACAUCAAAGCCCAAGGAGAGAAGCUCAUCGAAGAUGGCAACCACAACUCUGAUGCCAUCUCCCAACGUAAUGAGUCACUUCAACGCAAGCUCCAUGAAUUAGAAGAGGCUGCUGCUCGCCGCAAGGCCAAUCUUGAUGACAACUCUGCUUUCCUGCAGUUCAUCUGGAAGGCCGAUGUUGUUGAGUCUUGGAUUGGCGAGAAGGAGAGCUUCGCUCGCUCUGAUGAUUACGGUCGUGACCUUUCAUCUGUUCAGACCCUUCUGACCAAACAGGAGACCUUUGAUGCUGGUCUCCAAGCCUUUGAAAAGGAAGGUAUCCAUGCCAUCACAACUCUCAAGGACAAAUUGGUUGCUGCCAACCACGCCCAGACACCUGCCAUCCAACAACGUCAUGCCAAUCUGAUCGCCCGCUGGGAGAAGCUUCUCUCAGACUCCAACAACCGACGUCAGCGUCUCCUGCGUGCUCAGGAGCAGUACCGUGAAGUAGAGGAUCUCUUCUUGCUCUUCGCUAAGAAGGCUUCUGCUUUCAACUCCUGGUUUGAGAAUGCCGAGGAGGACCUGACUGAUCCAGUACGAUGUAACUCUGUUGAGGAGAUCCAGGCUUUGAAGGAGGCCCAUGAGGCCUUCACAGCAUCCCUGAGCAGUGCACAGAAUGACCUGAAACAACUCGCUGCUCUGGACAAACAGAUCAAGAGCUACAAUGUCACCUCCAACCCGUACACCUGGUUCACAAUGGAGGCUCUUGAGGAGACAUGGAGGAAUCUUCAGAAGAUCAUCAAGGAACGUGAGGUUGAGCUGAAUCGUGAGAUGGAGAGACAGGAGGAGAAUGAUAAGCUUAGGAAACGAUUUGCUCAACAAGCUAACAGCUUCUAUCAAUGGAUCACAGAAACAAGCAAGGAAAUCAUCUUUGGGCGAGCUGCUAUGGUGGAGGAAUCUGGAAACUUGGAGACCCAGCUCGAAUCCCUCAAGGCUAAGAUCAAUGAAGUCCGUGCUCAGAAGAGUACCCUCAAGAAGAUUGAAGACCUUGGAGCCAAGAUGGAGGAACGUCUUAUCUUGGAUAAUCGAUACACGGAGCAUUCAACGGUCGGUCUAGCCCAGCAGUGGGAUCAGUUAGACCAGCUUGGUAUGCGUAUGACACACAACCUUGAACAACAGAUCCAGGCUAGGAACACUACAGGAGUCAGUGAAGAAUCACUCAAGGAAUUCAGCAUGAUGUUCAAGCAUUUCGACAAGGACAAGUCCGGCAAGCUUGACCAUACCGAGUUCAAAUCUUGUCUUCGAUCCCUUGGUUAUGAUUUACCAAUGGUUGAAGAAGGUCAGGAAGAACCCGUCUUCCUAUCUAUAUUGGACAUCGUUGAUCCUAACCGUGAUGGGUAUGUAAGUCUACAGGAGUACAUGUCCUUCAUGAUAAGUCGAGAAACAGAGAACGUCCAAUCAAAGGAUGAGAUUGAGAAUGCUUUCCGUGCGCUCAGUGCCGAGGGCAAACCCUUUGUUACCAAGCAGGAACUCUAUGCCAACCUCCAAACCGAUUUGGCAGAGUACUGUAUCCUGCGAAUGGAACCGUAUCGCGAUGCCAAGGGACGGGAGGUACCUGGUGCCCUCGAUUACGUCAAGUUCACCAACAACAUGUUCCAGAAUUAGACAUCUUCAUUCUUCAAGGCUUGGAUAGAUUCUUCAUGGAAGAAAAGGCUAAGAUCUUGUUGCGAGGAGAUAAUAACUGAUAUUAAAAUUGAAUUUCUUCUUUAAGUCUUUGAAAAAGUUUUAAAAAGCUCUACAUUAACUUCAGCAUGAAAGUAAAAAAUCUUAACUCUCAAACUGAAAAACUAUGAAAGGAGUUGUAGAAGUCUGUAUUACUGAUUAAAAAUUAACCAUUCUGUUCGUGAACAAUCUUGGAAGAUUAGGGGCAAAUUCCCUGAAAGGACAAUGUCCAUGGUUGCUUAGAAUUUGUUUUUGAAAGAGUUUCCUUUUUCGAUAAGUUGAUAUCUGAGGAGACAAAUGCUUGAGGGGGGUUUCUACCAACAUAAUAUCAACCUUUCACUGAUUCCGUAUGAGACUGUGUAGCAUCAAAACCUAGCAGGAUGAAUACUGAUACCAUUGCAGACAUUAACAGUUCCAAAAUUCAAACAUUUGAUUGAUAUAUUUCAGUAAUACAUUUCUGUGGUAACCAUAAGAUUUGCAGUGCUUCUAAACUCCUAUCACUUUCGUCUAAUUACUAGUUAUUGUGAGUGAGUGUAUUAGCUUUUUGUUUAAUAGAUAUUCCACCUUUUCUUCAUAGAACACUGGCAUGUUACUAGGUAGAUGCCAUUACUGCAAAUAUUCAAAAUAUGACGUGAUCUUGUGAUUUUCUUGAUAUGCUGUGUACUAUAGCUAAGUAUGUAGUUUGUCAGUGAAUUGCUUCAAAAAUCAAUGAAUUACUAUAAUGACAAUUGAAUAUAAGCUUGUUGGUGAAUUGCUAUAAAAGAAAUAACGUGUUUGAUAGGUUUAACUGCAAUGUGUAUUCAGGUGUAAGAUUAUGUAAUGUAACUUAUUUAAAAGCUAAACAGAACUCACUGUUGAGUUGACUGUAUUCAAUGAAACUUAAUCAGUAUAAUCUAUUAAUUCUAAAUAGACUUGAUGUUAUUCUAGUCUUUGGUAAACAUGGUUAUAGUCACUGGUGUUACAGUAUACAUUAUAAGUAGACUUUAUGUCUUGAGUGUCAUGUUCUACUUUGACAUCAUUAUUAAGGAAUUCUACAAGUAUGGAAUUGUACGACUAUAAUUUUGUUAGGUUUCUUCUCACUUUUUGUCAAUUUCUUGAAAUGCUUAUGCCAUUUUCCUAAAAUUGAAGAACAUCAGUUGAAACUUGCAGUUGCUAGACAAAAUACAAUGUUACUUGCUUGUAUAUUGCAUUGAUUGCUUCAAUGUUGCACUGAAAGGAAUUAUUAUUUGUGCACUAUUUAAUGGUGACAAUGAAAUGAAAAUUCUUCAUUCUUUUUAUUUUCCAUCUCAUUCCUCACAUAUUUUCAGGUAAUUGAAAAGAUGAAUUCCAAAUGGUACUUUAUAAUCAUUAUCCAUUUAAUUACUAUUCUUAUCUGAAGAUGGCUAUAAUAUAGUAAAGCGUAUAUGUGCAUUGUAUCAUAUGUAUUCAUUAUCUUUUUUGCUUAGACAUCUGACUUGCCAUGCAUAGUUGACUCUUGAGCGUGCCUGGAAUACUGAAAAAAAAACAAGAGUGGUUUCUGAACCUAGCGUUUAGACUAGAAUGUGUGAUCUUGAUACUGCCUGGCAUUUCAUUGUAAAUGAAUUUAGAAUUGUGUUAGUAGCAGAAAUAAAGAAACAUAGUGCAUUGUCAGUCAUCUAGUUUCAUUCAUUGCAGAUGAAAUUCAUAUUAAAAUUAAUUCUUAAACAAAAACUUCUGUCUUAUGUUACUUGGACAAAAGUUACAUUCUUCAUUGUAAAUUUUCAUUAGAAUGCCACAAAGUUUUAUUAACCUUGAAAUGGUCUAAUCGUACUUCAAAUAACUUGAAUUAUUCAUUGUAUUCAAAGUACUGCCUCUUUACUUUAUUCAUUGAUUUAGAACCCCCUGUAUUCUCAAUAGUAUUCAUUUCUGAUGAUAUAUAUAAUAUAUCAAAUAGCAUUGAUAUUCAUAUAUAGAUGUAUUCAGGUAUUCCAUAGUGGCAUGUAGGUACUGUUGUAUAAUAAUCAUAAUGCUCAUAUCUUAUUUCGAAAGAUAUAUAAAUCUACUUAAAGAAUAAUCUUCAGCUUUUUAAUGGUAUUCAGUGAAUAGCAUGUAUCACACUAAUUGAAUAUGUAAGCUAUUUAAAAAUUGAUAUUGUUGUAAUACCAACAAGAAAUAAAUUGCAAGUGAUCGACAUUCAGCAAAGUGCGUAUUGGAUACAUUGUUAGUAAUACUAUCUAGUUUGCUUUCAGAAUUGUUCUUUCUCACUCUAUAUGUUUAGUUGCCAGUGUUGAAAAGGUGGAAUAUCAUGUCUCAAUAAAAGGCCCUGCUCUCAGUAUAGUGAA